UGUAUUGCUUGCGAGGCCUCAAAUUCGAGAACUGCCUUCUCUCCAUUAUCCCUGAUAGUGUUGUGAUCAGGUGACUUUGUCAUCCAGAAUACGGUUGCCUUCGCCGCCACUGCAACUCUGUCUCAUCCUUCGCUUUUCUAAACUCCCUGCCCCUUCUGAUACAUACGAAUGCUCGGUAUUCUUGACUUACUGCCAUCUGCACCGCACAAUGAUAGUUACUAUUGACGAUUACCGCGGUGCCGAUUCCGAGGAUGGACCUGGGAAAAGCGAGCAAAUCAAGGACGAAGACGACGACACCAAGUUCACGGUGUCCAUGGCAGGCCAUCUCAAAUUGAAGCUGCAAGCACUGAACAGUAUGCUUAUAUGCACACCGUCUGAUCGACACGACCAGCUCCAGUUCGAUGAUGUUGCAGCAGGCGUUCCGCCUCGUACAUAUGUCAACGGCUCGGAGAAAGUGUACUUCUUAGUUAGAGACCUCACGUGGCCCAGCAAGAUCCCAGAUAUUUACAUGAAUGCCUACAGCGAGGUUGUGCGAUCAUGUCCUUUCACGAAUAGAUAUAUACGCAGACCUUCGAGGAACAGAAAGCUCAGAUGCUAUGGGCCAACAUACACCAGCUUUGCGCCGACAUUUUCCAGCAUACGAGCCUUGUUGCCUCAUAUCGAUGCUCUAUGUAACACUUCGCUCAAUGACUUUUUUGAGAAAGCAGAUGAAAAAGUAAAACCUUUUCCAUUCAUGAAUCUACCUGCUGAACUACGCCUUCAAGUCUAUGACUGUCUCGUUCCCAGCGAGGCUUUUGUACGCGUACGGACAAAGAAAUCCCAUAGGGUAGACCAGCGGUUCCCAAUGUGCCUUAGCAUCAUGCGAGUCAGUAGGACACUGUGCGAAGAAACUACGAGACACUUCUUCGAUAAGCCUUGCCUUCUUAUUGAGGCCUGUGAGAGGCCAAGAUACCACGAAGACAAUCCUUCUUUCUCGGCACAUACAGCAAUGGAUUACGCCGCACUCGUUACAAGCGUGAGUGCCGAAGUCAGGCGCAAGUUCACCCGACUCGAGAUCCAAAUCGUAUUGGGGGUGCCUAGUGUAGAGCAAGAGCUUUCACGUGAUAGACUGAGAGAUACUCCUUUGCGACAGAUAUGCUCUGCCCUUCCAAACCUUGAAGUUGUGCUUAUUUCAUUCCAAAGGAGGGAACAAUGUUCGGAGCUGAUAAAUUACGACCCACCUCCAUGGAGAGAAAGGAGAACUUACGUCAACAGCCAGUCGCGUACGCUUGACUGGAUUGAUGUCCAGCUGCCUGAUGAAGGACCUCGAGUUGCGUGGGACUUGAUGUACUUUGGGGGUCAGAUGGACGAUGCCGCACGAUUAAGGAGCGCUAUCAUGUCUGAGCGGAUGAUGAGGGGUUUGAUAGAAAAGGAAGGCAGCCUCGAGCUGGAGCAAAGCACGACUGCGACUCGGGAGGAUUUGCAGAGGUGGUCUGCUACGAAAGAACUAGUCCUUGACGCUCUCGGACGUCGAUAGCAGUUGCCAGUAGACUCUUGUAUCUCAUGAAGUAGCGUCUAAGCUUUCUUUCCAUUUAUUGCGUGUUACAGAAAUGAUGAAUCUAGUUUGCGGGCUAAUAUUCUGGUUAUAUUCAUGCAGACGUACACAUCUUUUAACAAAUCAACAGACACAUGUAAUUCUGCAGGGUGUUCGAUUACUAUCAUAGGGCUUUCCUGUGCUCUUAGAGUUUACAGCUUCGGUUACAACCCUCAGACCGGUGAU
Messenger RNA from Boeremia exigua, 1759 nucleotides. RefSeq lists its product as uncharacterized. The coding region runs from base 209 to 1516 and encodes 435 amino acids. The record is from RefSeq and is a predicted model, not a curated record. The transcript is spliced from 2 exons. NCBI's taxonomy places the organism in Eukaryota, Fungi, Ascomycota, Dothideomycetes, Pleosporales, Didymellaceae.